Molecule: messenger RNA, 3113 nt
Organism: Pristis pectinata (smalltooth sawfish)
Lineage: Eukaryota; Metazoa; Chordata; Chondrichthyes; Rhinopristiformes; Pristidae
Gene: lcmt2
Product: leucine carboxyl methyltransferase 2
Exons: 14
Coding region: 74-2161 (695 amino acids)
Biological process (GO): tRNA methylation; wybutosine biosynthetic process
Molecular function (GO): tRNA methyltransferase activity; protein binding
Source: RefSeq, a predicted model, not a curated record
UGCGCAUGUGCGGAUCUUGGCCGGCCUUCCUGGCCGUGGGCAUGCGUCGAGUCUGCCGCUUGUUGCUGCAGCAAUGAGCUUGGAGCAUGGGAGUGAGGAGGGCCACUCAGUCAGCGCCAUAAAUAAGACAUGCAGGAGUAAGAGACAGGCCGGGAAAGACGCAGCUGUCCAGGGUACAAAUGACAGCAGUAUUGUCAGCAAGUGUUCAAUGGUCAAUUUAGGCUACUUCACUGAUGGAUUUCUGAAAGGAUUUGUAAAUAAAACCAGCAGAAGAGCUCCACUCAUAAAUCGUGGCUACUAUGUGAGGGCAAAGGCAGUGGAUUAUAGUGUGCGUUGCUUCUUACAACACACAGAAAGUUACCCUCGGAGACAAAUCCUCUCACUUGGAGCUGGGUUUGAUUCCUUGUACUUCCGGCUAAAGGCAAGUGGGGAGCUGAAAAAUGUAAUUAUGUAUGAGGUGGAUUUUCCAGAUGUCGUUCAACGCAAAGCCACUCUGAUUAAAAACAAGCAGGAACUUGUGGAGCUCAUAGGCUGCACUGAUGAAAUCGGACCCGCCCAAAUGGGUCGUCUGUGUGGUGUGGAUUACAAGUUGCUAGGUAUUGAUCUAACUGAAAUAGUGGAGUUAGAUAACACACUGAUGGAAAUUGGCCUAAACCCUGCUUGCCCAACCUUACUGCUGUCAGAAGUUGUGCUGACAUAUAUGAAAAAUGAAAGCUCCUCAGCUGUAAUCCGUUGGGCAGCAGAGCGAUUUUCGUCAGCAGUGUUUGUUGUCUAUGAACAGAUACGUCCAAACGAUCCCUUUGGUCAAGUUAUGCAGCAACACUUUGUGCAGUUAAACUCCACUCUGCACGCACUUGUUCAGUUUCCUGGAAAGGAAGCUCAGCAGAAACGUUUUUUGAAAGAGGGCUGGGAGGAAUGCCUUUGUAUUGACAUGAAUGAGUUUUAUGUCGGCUAUAUUCCAAAACAGGAGAAGCAAAGGAUUGAAUUGUUGGAACCUUUUGAUGAGUACGAGGAAUGGCAUCUGAAGUGUUCUCACUAUAUGAUUCUGUGUGCGUCAAAAGGAGACUUGAUAAAGUAUCUGCCAUUUACUCCCCAUCCAGAUUUCUGCAUCAACAAAUUAGAUAUUCUUGAUCCUCUGCAACUUUCUGUCUCCCUGUGUGAGACAGAAACACAGAGUUCUCAUCUGAGGAGAUUUGCCCAUUGCUCUGCACUUGUUGCCCCAUAUGCAAUUGUUACCACUGGAGGAUUUGGCAACAGAAUUGGUCAACAUGGACGUCUUAGAGAUAUAUCACUGUUGGCUAAAAGUGGACCAGUUUGGAAAUCCUGCUCCUUUAGGGAUGAGGAUAGUUUAUUGACUGAGCGAAUGUUUCACAGCAUGACCGCACUCUGUGACGGUCGUUGUAUGAUCAUUGGCGGCCGCACUUCUCCACUGAAGCCAGUCACAAGUGUUCUUUGUUUAAGAUGUGACACGGGCAGUGGUGGCAUCUCCAAUGUCAGCUUGUCAUUAAAGGCGAUUGAAUGCAGUGGCACCAUGCCGUCACCACGCUGGCGACACACAGCAACAGAAUUGAUUUACAGAGAUCAGAAGUAUCUGUUCAUUUAUGGUGGUCGCUCUUCCAAAGAGUUGGUACUAGGUGACUGGCAUUUCCUCAAUCUGCAAGAUUACAGCUGGACAGAUAUUCCAGUGGAUGGUCCUCCUCCAGAAAGCCGUCAUUCCCACUGUGCUUGUGUAUGGAAGGGUGGUGUUCUGAUUACUGGAGGAUUGGGAACAGCACAAGUUCCUUUGGGAUCUAUUUUCCAUCUUAGACCAACUUUGUCUGGUUUUGUUUGGGAAAGGAUAGAAAUGAUUUCUUCUGUCAUUCCACGGUACUCGCACACAGCACAUAUUCUUGAUGAUAGACUUAUUUUACUAGGAGGAGUGUCAAUCCACACUGAUUCAAUCCCUGAAGUAACUCUUAUUGACUUAAAAACAGGACGGAGUUUUGACUACUACAUUGGCACGAAUCCUGUGAAGUGGCCGCUAAUGUUGCACAAUCACAGUAGUGUACUAUUAGCAAAGGAGUGCCAAGUGCUGGUCAUAGGAGGAGGAGGGAACUGCUUCUCAUUUGGAACACACCUGAAUCACCAACCAAUCCUGCUGCAGCUACCUGAGUUCAGCUGAGCGAACAAGAUAAAACCCAAAAGGUACAACCAGAAUAUAGCUUGUAACUUCUUUUUGUGAAAUAUUACUUCUCUUGGAGGCCUAAAGCUAACAGAUGGAUCUGUUGAAUUUGGUGAAAGUGACAAAUGAAAUACUGUGAACUUAAUUAUCAGUGACCCUGGCAACAUCUUCAGACAUCGCCAGAUUUAUGUAUAUUUCUUCAUUUUUGUCAUUGGUUUUAUAUUUCAUCAGAUGGAAUCGAAUCAAAUUUCGAUGCAUGUUAUUUUUCAAUUUAGCACUGUGGAAAUACAAUUUGAAGUUGCACUGAGCACUGGAAAGUUAAUAUUUUUCAUAAUUUCAAAAUUACCACUGGGGAGUUGUGCUCUGAAGAUUCACCCUAUCCUCACUAAAUAUAAUGAAGGAAUGUCAACCUGUAAUCAUUUAAGUAAUUAGUCUUUUAACUGUGUCUACAUUUGUGGUAAUUUACUAUAUUUGAAUUACUUUCUAAAUAAACAUUGUGCAUCCUUAAGUGAUGGCCUUAAAUUUUGGUCACUGGCAAAGGUGUAAUAUAUGAAUGGUUUGAGCCAGUGAAUAUGAGUUGAAAGGUGAGCUGUGGUGCUCUCAAGCCAAAUGCCUAUAACUUUAAAAAAAAACCACUCAUGAACACAAAUUUGUGAAAAUUAUGCCUCUUGAAAUAUAUACUUUCUUAUCUUUGGAACAAUAAUGUUGUACUCUAACACAGUAAAUGUUACCUAUGACAGUAGGUUCCUAAUUGAUGUUAAGAAUGUGACCAAUUUGAAGAUAUGCAAGUGCAAAUAUAAUUCAGAGAAUCUCAUAUGAUGUUUAGCUGCUGUCAAUAUGUCAGAUAAUUAUUUUUUGAAUUUUUAUGACGUCUUAUCAUGAAUUACAUGUUUGCUAAUGACUUGUGACAUAUUCUGAACAAAACCAUGCAUUAAAAUUUGCAUCAUUUUUG